This is a messenger RNA of Owenia fusiformis, 1608 nucleotides long. The record is from the annotation of a GenBank genome assembly. Lineage: Eukaryota; Metazoa; Annelida; Polychaeta; Sabellida; Oweniidae.
GAAAACAUUUGGUGAUCACGAUUUACACCAACUAUUGGCAAUUGUAUUAUGGACAUACUAUUGGGGAUUUGCAAGUUCAACAAUUGAAUUCGGAAAACUACCAUAUAGUUUGAAUAGCUCAAAUACUGAAAUAGUACUGAAUCGUUUCCUAGUCUUGAGUUUUGGGUCUGAAUACAGACAAGUGAAGGCUGCAUGGGAGACAUCACAAAACUUCAAAAUGAGUCCAAAUUGAUGAUGAGGCCACAUUUCCGAAAUGAACAAGAAGUGUCGUUGAAGAGAAAUUUGAAUCAAAUUUGAAAUGACUGAGAAGUUGAUAUUCACAGAAGGAUAUAACAUACCACAGAGCCAAAAAUGAUAAGUGACAGGGGUUGCAAUUUUAAGAUGAGCAUCACAAAGAUAUUUCUUAUACUGCUUAUUCAGUAUACAAAACAUAUAACAUGUCAAAACGCAACGGGAACUAAUCAAACAACGAAUACUACAACAAAUACAACUACAAUUUCAUCUGUUACUACAACAACCAAAGCUGCCGAAUCCAGCGUUGCCAUGGAAACAACUACAAUGUGUGGGUCAGUGACCUGCCUUCACGGAGGUGUUUGCAAAACAAAAUCCGAUGGAAACAAUGGAUGCCAAUGUGAAUCAGAAUUCGAAGGAUUGAGCUGUCAGAUAGUAAAACUGAAAGUUCUUGAAUUUAUGAUCAAUUCAACAAGUGUGACAUUCUUCUGGAAAGUGCCCCCAAGGCUGAAUGGAUACGAAUUCGUGUACACUUUGAAAUAUGACACAAAUGCCCCAUUGGCUUACCAGAACAUAACCAUGAAUGAGAAUAGCCGGGAUGCAACUUUAGCAAACCUUGUAUCAGGCGCAAUGACUUAUCUUACGUGUAUUAUAGAGGCAGGUACAAUAAUAAAUGCAUCCAAUCCAACCGAACUAAGUACUAUAGUCAACAAAGACAACUCUAAUUGUUUUUCCUUUACGACUAGUUACGAUGGAAACGACCCAUACACAAAGGCUGCAAUUGGCGUGGCCAUCGCUAUGGGAGGGGUGAUACUAAUUCUUGUCAUAAUGAGAUGGGGAGUUGACUGCGGGCGAAAAGUGACAAAGAAUAUCAAAACUCUUGGUUUUGAGAGAGCAGCUUCGCAAUGGAUCCACAAGAUGUCAGCUAAGGACGAGGGUAAACCAACUGAAAAUGUGAACAUAGCGAUAGAAGCUGUUGGUAAACAAAUGUUGGACGUAGCUCGUGCUAAUCCAUCAGCCCUGCAAGAUAACAGGAGCGUUGCAUCAUCUGGGGGACAGAAGUUUACUCGUGGAAUGAAGAAGAAAUAUGCUGAUUUAGCAAUGAGUGAUUUACCAGUAGGGGAUAUCAACAGAGGGCAUAAACCUGGUGGUGCAAGGCACAAACAUGGAAGAAUGAUCCUCAGCCCAGAUCCGAACUUAGAUGAACACAUUUAGAUAUUGAUCAGAUCAUCAGACGCCUAAUGUCUCUAUUAUCUAUGUCCAUGACCAUCAUACCUUAGAACAUAUAUAAGUGGCUCAUUUUGUAAAUUUUAUAGAUCCAGGCUUUCAUGAAAAGCAUCUUCGAUCGGUUAGACAUACCAUACAUUGUCGACUCCC